AUGGAACGCAUACGCGUUGCUCCCCCGCUCCCUCCUGAAAUCCUUUCAGAGAUUCUGAACUAUUUCCCCGAUUGGGAGCCUAAUGACAUUGUCCGACUUGCCACGGUGUCGCGGGCGUUCUAUGGGGCUUGUACCCGACGACUAUAUCGUGAAAUUUACCUUUAUGGUGAAAAGCAGUUUCGAGGGUGCAUCGAAACCCUGGCGUUCAACUUGACCGCAUCGUCCUGCGUCAGGACGAUUGAUAUAAUCAUCUGCGAGAAUAUUCACCUAGACAACGCGUUCAAACGGACAUUACGCGCAGCCAUGCAGAAUAUCGCGCCUUCCGUCACAGCUCUUUGUUUCAAGCUGUCUUUCGAGUCCCAGGUCGACCCUCUCCUUAGACGGGUGUCGUUCCCGCGUCUGUCGAAGUUCUCCACAAGGAGCGGCCUGACCAAAGACGUGGCGCGGUUCCUUAACCAACACAGCACGAUUGAGGAGCUGAUGAUUGGACCCGGCGUUGACGUUCCCAAGUCUUCUUCCGAGCGGUCUCGCAAAGACAUCUGCGUUGAGCUCCCAGCUUUGCGCCGCUUCUACGGCCCCUCCGAGGCGCUUGCUAUACUUCUUCCCAAAUCCCGAGUAACUCAUGUGGCGUUCAAGGGCGCUGUCUGCGACGGGAUUAUGGACGCGUUGGCCUCGUCGGAGAUACCCCUCAAGAAAUUGACUUUUGAAACUGCGCUGUCGUUCCCUGUGCACACUGCUUUUACUGACUUCAGCGGACGGUUUACUCAUUUGGGAAAACUGCGCUUUUAUUCGGUAAAGCUUGGGGAGUGGUCGUUCAAUUCUCCGUUUUUUGCUAGUCUAAAGUCUGCUAUACGCCACAUGCCCUCCUUGAACCGCUUGGAUGCCCUCAACGCGUUCUCCUUCCAUUAUCCAGAUGUUCCCCGAUCUGCUCUGGAAACCGACUAUCGCUGCCUGAUGGAAUUGACGCACGUUUGCCCCUCACUAUCCUUCUUAACAUCGCCGUAUGGAAUAUGGUGGGGAAGGCUCAAAGGGUCAGGAGAAUGGACGCCACUGUGCGAAAACAUCGAAGCCUUGAAGUGGUGGUGGGAAAGGACGUCGCUGUUGCUCUGUCUACAACGACGCGCGUUCCAGGUGUUCGUCAAGGAGCCUUCCCCGGAAACUGCUUCCCAGACCGAGGAGAUCGACUCGCUGAAUCGCAAGGUUGGGGAUAUCGCAUCCCGCGUUCUCAACCGCGCCUACGGAAAAGACGGUACAGGAACGACACUGCUCCAAGUCCCGGUACGAGGUACGCGGCAACAGCUAGUGCAGCCCUAUGAAGAAAUGGAGCUAGAACAGAUCCCCUAUACCCCCUCCUUCGUCUGGCACCAUUUCACCACCAGCAUCGGCAUCGCCUCCCUCUACCCUAUCGACUUGGGCGACUACGACGACGAUACCUUGACCACACCCUUCCUCAACGACGACGAUAUCCCACUUCUGGAUGAGAACCAGAAGGAGAUGAUGGAUUUUGUGCUUGAUUUGUUUUGGACGUCGAUGUUUGGAGGGGGUUUGGCGCUUGGUUGGUAUGUGAGGGAUCCGGUUGGGGAUUGGGGGAAGAGGAUGUUGAAGUUGUAUGUUCAGUCGCUUUCUUCGCAGUUUUUUAAGAGGCAUGGGCUUCGACCGAGGGCUUCAUCCCAGGUGUGA
Coprinopsis cinerea okayama7#130 is the source of this 1680-nucleotide messenger RNA. RefSeq lists its product as hypothetical. The coding region runs from base 1 to 1680 and encodes 559 amino acids. Lineage: Eukaryota; Fungi; Basidiomycota; Agaricomycetes; Agaricales; Psathyrellaceae. The record is from RefSeq and is a predicted model, not a curated record. The transcript has 4 exons. Gene Ontology annotation, molecular function: protein binding.